GCCGAAAUCUCGGCCAGGCCCUUUUCUUCCAAGUGCUAGUCUCAUUCGCUCUUUAGCUUUCAACUUCGAAAUAUCGCCUCCCUGAGUUUCCGGGUCAGACAAGGUUAUCAAGUAGAUUAAAUUUGCUCCGCGUGUGUGACUAUCGGAGGUAAAAUUUCCCCAAGCAUAGAUCCGGGCGACACGAGCGUCUGUCGCAUUGAGUGUGCAAGCACUACAUGAGCACUCGUCUUCUUGGAGCUAGUCUCCAAAGGUGAAUUGUCCUAUUGUUAUUAAGACCAUGGAUGACAACAUCGCACAGGAGAGUUGAUCUCCUUGAAAGGAGGGGGAUGGAAUAGACAUACAUCCCAACUCCACUCAGUUUCCUUACAGAAUCUAGAAGAAGCUACUGUUGGUGUGAUCGGAUUCAAAGGCUUUAGCUGACGGGCUUGUCUGGGCUGACAACAACGGCCAUUAUAUGGGCCAUAAAUGGGAUGAAGAGGGCGGUUGGACCGGGACAUUCAGACGUAGAAUCAUAGCCAUGAAAGUACGAUGCAUGCUCGGUCGGUGCCGCCGAAGGACGAUAAUGUUGGCCAUGUUCUGCGGGGUAGCGCUGUGCGUGCUGCACGGUAAAGUACUCUUUUCGGGAGGGAACGAGCACGGGCGACAACCUAGAUCAGAGGGCGGGAUAUUCGGCCUUCUGGGAGUAUUCCGUUCCGAGGACACCGCUAGCGGCAAGCACCAGACCAGGGUGCAUGGGGCAAUCCACAAGGAGGUGACGGGCAACUUUGAGCCGCCCCGGGAGCCUAGUCGGCAUGGCAUCGGGGAACAAGGCGUCUCGGUCACCCUGGAGGAUUGGGAGAAAGCUGCGGUAGAAAAAAGCCUGCGAGAGUACUCGCUGAACUUGUAUGGCAGUAAUAAGAUAUCUGUGGACAGGUCACUGCCUGAUCUUAGGGAUCCGCAAUGUAAGCAUUGGCACUACCCCGAGGAUCUGCCCCAAGUAAGUGUUGUUAUCCCCUUCCACAAUGAGGGUUGGUCCACGCUGAUGCGGACCGUACAUAGCGUCAUCAACAGGAGCCCUCCGUACCUACUUAAGGAGAUUGUAUUGGUGGAUGACUUCGGUACAAAGAACCACCUUGCUAAGCAGCUGGAGGACUAUCUACGGACACCAAGACUCCGAGGACUCGUCAAGCUGCUUCGAACCCGCCGAAGGGAAGGCGUGAUCGGAGCGCGAACCUUCGGCUUUACCCAGGCUUCGGCCCCGGUCAUCGUGUCAAUGGACGCUCACUGCGAGGUGGGCACAAACUGGCUGGCACCGCUCCUGUCUGUAUUGGCUUCAAAUCGGUCUUCGAUUGUUGUACCGAUACUCGAUGUUAUCGAUAACAUGGAUUAUCGGCUGUACCCACAAGGCGAUGGCAGGCUGGCAAGGGGCAUGUUCGAUUGGCGGUUGGACUACAAGCGGGUCCCGGGCUUACCGGACCGGGAGAGAAAGGGUCGCCGUUACAAAACAGAGCCUUACAGGUCCCCUGUAUUUUCUGGCACUGUCUUUGCAAUGUACAAAUCCUUCUUCUUCGAACUAGGCGGCUAUGAUCCUGGACUCAAAAUGUACGGCGGAGAGAACUACGAACUUUCCUUCAAGGCAUGGAUGUGUGGUUCAGGCAGCGUGUGGUGGGUGCCAUGUUCACGCGUUGGCCAUGUGUAUUACGUGAAUGGCGUUCCUCCAUACUCGCUCCCUCGUGAAAGCCUCAGCACUUAUAGGGAUAGGAAUUACGCUCGGGUGGCCGAGGUGUGGCUGGACGACUACAAAGACUACCUCUACGCCAGCCGGCCCCACAUGAGGGCGCCCUCCUUCAACAUCGGGGACCUGAGCAGACAGGCCGCCUUUCGGCGGGAGCGGAAGUGCCACAGCUUCGGCUGGUUCUUGAAAGAGGUGGCCUAUGACUUGCUGAGUAAUUUCCCUCCUCCGCCCAAACUUGUGGUUACAGGAGAGAUUCGGGCACUGGACACAGAGUUUUGCUUAGACACCAAGAACCAGGUGCCGGUGGAUGAAGGAGUAGAGUUGACGAUGUACAAAUGUCAUGGCUCUGGCGGUAAUCAGUUUUUUCGUUUGACAACUGCUGGUGAUAUUCGAGUGAAUGAUUUUUGUCUGGGUCAGCGAGGACAGAGCGUCAUGAUCACAGCUUGUGGCAGUCCUAAUGUUAUCAAGGAUUGGCAGCAUAGCCAGGAGAAAAGUAUUCUCUGGAGCAGAAAGCAGAACAGGUGCCUAGAGCGUUUGGGUCUGAAGAUUGUUUUGUCGACGUGCCGUAAGAACUUCGACCCCCAACUCUGGACCUUUGAUGACCCUUUCCAACUGGAUACUUUGCAAGUGGUUUGAGGAUCGUAUAUCUAACUCCAUGCAGUCAAAUUUGGGAUUUUUUUUGGUUGCUAUAAGCCUGCUAUUUUGUCAUUUUCUUCAGAAUUUCAAACAUAAUGCAAUGUCAUACGUCAAAUGCUCGCCAGAUGACCUUUUAUGGAUAGGAGGUGUUUCUCGCUACCAUUUAUGCUCAGCCUGAUGCAAAAAUUGAGAAGAAACCCGCAAAUCGCAUUCUGAUGGUAAAGGUUUAAUCCUGUUCGUGGUUUAACUUGUCGAGUCCAAGAUCAGCGAGUUCGUAGACAGUCAUCAAACGUAUCAGUGUCUUCAGAACGGCGUGUAUAUGUAGGCCUGAAAGUUGUAUUGUCCAUAUUUGUCCAACUUACAGUAUUUUCUUUUUAAAUGAAGCACCAUUGUACAUUUCUGUACUUUUAGAAUUUAAGCAUUUUUACAUAGUAAAGAUAUAUCCUUUGAAACAUUUUCAGCCGUCCAAUAAUUUUCUUAAGUCAUCAGUAAGUUAUCGGUGGUGUAACUCCAAGGCCUAAUUUGCAAGGAGGUUGGGGGCCUCUCAGUUUGUGAAUGAGGGGAAUCCAAUCGUCAGUGAUUUCCGAUCACCUCAAUUUUUCUACUCCACAUUGGGACGCAGGGAAGGAACCACAGGGGAUCACUGGGCUGUCCCGGCUUCUUCAUAUGGUUACACUGACAAAAUUUGUUACUAGAUUUGUGAAAAUGUAAACCAUCGCAUUAUGGUGCAAUAAUGUCAUUUUGUAGAAGGGCAAAUCAUUUACAGUUGAAUUACAUACAAUAACAGCCACUGUUGGCAGUCAGGUAAUAUUUCUUGAAAGACAGCAAUUUGGGUUUAUUUGGUUAUUUACCAAUUCUGAAAGACUUUUUGAGCUGCCAUUACCACGCUUAUACUUAUAUAUAGAAUUCUGCCAGGGUGGUACAAAGCAUAGAUUGCAUGCGGGUUGACAUAAAAAGUCAGUAAGACACAUCUCUGCGUUGCGUAAAGCCGUUGCUUCAGUCAAAUUUUGUCUUAUAGCGCCUGGUGCCUCAAGUGCACUUCUUCAAGAUGGCGGUAUCGGUAAGAUAUGGCUCUUACCGAAUAGCUCCGCCACGCAUUUCCUUUUAUUCAAAUGGCAUUUUAGGGUUCAGGAAUAGGCCAAGUUUUGGACAAGUUCAUUCAGUGCCGUAUGUGGAAGGCUGCUGAUAUCUUGUCAUGAUGACGGUAAGUGGUUUCAGAGAGAUACAGCUAAUACAAAUAUUGGCUAAUACAAACUGACUUUGGGGCGAAACAGAGAGACUAAGCAUAAUGAAGUUCUUCAUCUGGCUGUAGUCAAACUAUAGGACAAGAUCCGAGAUGUAAAUAUCCUUUAUGUGUCUCGUUCAGAAAAAUCGAACACUCGUAUAAGCGAGCAAGUUCUAGAUGAUAAUUAUAACUGAGGUAGUUUGCAUAUGACGACAGUUGAUCAUCACCUUGCAUCAGAAGUAUAGAGUUUGCGCUCAGACAAAAAUGACUGAUAUGAACAUAGUCAGGUGCCAAACCACUCACUGAACUUGAUGGUGCUCCCCGCAGGGUAGAUAGACAGGCUGACACGGGUGACGCCCGAAGAGCAGCUGCCAUGCCAAGGUCGUCCGCGCCUGCAAAUGCGACACUUCCGUUCCUGCGUCAGCGAGCGUUAGCGGAGCCGGUUCCACGACGGCGCACUCCAGGAACAGCUCCGGCAAAAGAUAGACGGCCACUCCUCUGAAGAGAUUCACGGCCAGCCAAAGUGCAAGUAGCGUUGCCAAACUCACUAGGAAAAAAUGGGUCAAGGAAUCCAAUGCCGCGUCCAAGUUGUCGUGUACCUGGGCGCUCCCAGUGUCUCUACUGUGCUUUCUUGCGGGAACAGCUUGCCUUGUCUCCCCAUCGCCUACGCGGUACGAUUUCCCCCGUUGCGCCAGAACUGCCUUCAGUUUUUGGACUUUGUCGUGGAGUCGCGAGAAGUCUUCUCUGAGGGCGCUCUUCUGUUUGGCUGCUUUCGUCAUGACCAACAAAUCGAAUCAUGAUAACUGAGGGUCUGCGCCGUAAGGCUGACACGUGUGCUCACACACACUCACCACUGAACACCAAUAUAAUUUCACAGUAGGCAGCUCCGUGUUCAAAAUGGCCGCUUCAGUGUCAGGUAAAAAUGGGUGCUGGCCUCAGGAAUACAGUAGAGCAUGUGAAAAUAUGCCGAUGCCAGUGAGAACCAAAAAUGUAGAUUUGGAAAUAAUUUUCGAACAUUACAACAACCCAAAUAUUAAAUCUAAAAACAUUAUUAAACGAUAUUAAAAAACAUCGAAACUUAUGUGCCGCUUGGGCGUGCAUAUGUAAUGUCGCCCCAUCCCGCUUUUAAUAUCCAUUGCUGGGCAAUGUAAGGAUUUUGGUCACGAACCAAAUAUAUUUGCCGGGAUUUACGCAGCUGCCAUUUUCCCAAUACAAAACACUUCGUAUGCAGGGCAAUUUACCGGCGUUGCCAUUAUUUUGUUUUACCACACAAUUCUUGACACAUAAUUAGACAGCGCCCUCCACGUCGGGCAGUUGACAGUCUGCAUCGGCCUGCAUUCGUCAGUACGCUCUUAUUGCCCUAAAAUUAAUCCUAACAUGCCAGAAACUUACACAAAUUUUCUUCUAUAAAGACUAAAAAAAUGAAAAAAAA
Molecule: messenger RNA, 5007 nt
Organism: Acanthaster planci (crown-of-thorns starfish)
Lineage: Eukaryota; Metazoa; Echinodermata; Asteroidea; Valvatida; Acanthasteridae
Product: N-acetylgalactosaminyltransferase 7-like
Biological process (GO): protein O-linked glycosylation
Cellular component (GO): Golgi apparatus
Molecular function (GO): polypeptide N-acetylgalactosaminyltransferase activity
Source: RefSeq, a predicted model, not a curated record